AGCUCAUCGAAGGGAAAUACCAUUUAUGAUUGUAUCCCUCUUCUGGGCCUCGGCCUAGGACCCCUUUUAUUUCACUUUUUUCAGUUAUUCAUAUAAUUUUAUCCCUCUUUAUAGGCCAAGGCCACCCCUUUCAGAUAUUAAUUAUUUUCUUCUUCUUUAUGGUCCAAGACCCACGCUCCCUAACUAUUUAUUAUCCUACUCCUCUGUAUGGACCAAGGCCUCCCUUGGCAGAUAUUUAUUUUUUUAUUCUUUUUAUGAGCCUCGUGGGGACUACCUCUAACUAAAUCAUUGUAUCAGAUACAGAGUAUAUCUCCGUAUCUGUUGUAUAUAUAUAUAUAUAUUCCUGUCAUAUUGUGAUGUCAUAUGUUUAUUGUUUUUAACGAAUAUUGCAUAAAAUGGUAACGCGUAAUAAAUCGUUACAUGUAACAUUGGUUCAUAGGUAAUAUGUUUUGACACUGGUUAUUGGUCCUUUGAUUAUCAUAGAUGUGUUUAAUCUAAAUGAUUCAUUGACAAGAUGACGUUUAAAAAUAUUGGGGAUAUAACCUAAAAUUUACCAUUCCUAAUGAAUUGUAGAUAGUGAAAUAUUAUGUAUAUAACAAAAAUCUAUUACAAUGUAUAAAAUCUAUGAACAGCUAACAAUUAAAGAUUUAGCACAUUGGCUUGCUUCUGGAGCAAUAAUAUUUGGUGGAAUUAUUCCAUAUGUGCCACAGUAUAAGGAAAUUAAAAAGAAAGAAAAUGCAGAAGGAUUCUCCCUUUAUGUAUGCCUCACACUUUUAAUAGCUAAUACAUUACGUAUUUUUUUCUGGUUUGGAAAGCAUUAUGAAAUACCUCUUUUACUUCAAAGUAUAUUUAUGAUCAUAACUAUGUUUGUUAUGAUCAAACUUUGUGUUAAUGUACAAAAUAGAAAUCAAGUAAUUAAAGUUAGAGAACAUGUAUUUUCUGAUUUAGAUACAAAUUUUUUUUGGAAGUGGACAGACUUUCAAUCUUAUUUGGACUUUAUGCUGCUAUUUGCAGCCCUAGUAGGAAUUUUAACGUACCUACUAGUAGAUGUACCAGUAUUUGUUGAAACUGUCGGAAUACUUGCAGUAUUAACAGAAGCUAUGCUUGGAUUACCACAACUUCUUCGUAAUUUUUAUAAAAAAUCUACCAAUGGAAUGAGUAUACUCAUGGUUACUAUGUGGACAUUAGGAGAUACAUUUAAAACAUGUUAUUUUAUUGUAAAAGAAGCUCCCAUUCAGUUUGAAGUUUGUGGUACUCUUCAGGUUUUAAUUGAUUUUGCAAUUUUAGCACAAGUAUAUAUUUAUCAGCGCAAAACUACAGUACACACAAGAGUUCCAGUACGAGCCGACUAAUUUUAAUAUACUGUACUCUUUGUACAGCAUUUGCCAUCUAAAAUAUUUGUAUUACUUUUCUUCUUCCAUACAUAUGAUUAACUGUACAAAAAACAUCAAAUGCACAAUAUGUAUAAUAAUUAUUCAUUAAAUUAAAUAUUUUUUAACUUGA
Messenger RNA from Osmia bicornis bicornis, 1503 nucleotides. RefSeq names its product solute carrier family 66 member 2. Lineage: Eukaryota; Metazoa; Arthropoda; Insecta; Hymenoptera; Megachilidae. The record is from RefSeq and is a predicted model, not a curated record. Bases 612 to 1352 code for a protein of 246 amino acids. Gene Ontology annotation, cellular component: trans-Golgi network; endosome. Gene Ontology annotation, biological process: retrograde transport, endosome to Golgi; phospholipid translocation. The transcript is spliced from 4 exons.